Penicillium bovifimosum is the source of this 1299-nucleotide messenger RNA. RefSeq names its product aminoglycoside phosphotransferase family protein. The record is from RefSeq and is a predicted model, not a curated record. The transcript has a single exon. Bases 1 to 1299 code for a protein of 432 amino acids. NCBI's taxonomy places the organism in Eukaryota, Fungi, Ascomycota, Eurotiomycetes, Eurotiales, Aspergillaceae.
AUGUCAGAAAUUACGCACACGACUCCCCUGGCGGUCCUUUCACUGCAAAACGCUGAGGCAGCACAAUGGAAUAAAGACCUCAUGCGGCAAUUCCACGCUGAACUGGACAGGAACCCUAAAGCUGACCUCUUGUCAAUGUUUCCUGAGCUAUACCGUCACGAACACCGAAAUUCACAGUAUCUCCAGCUAUCUCAUGCCGCCAAAAUCAACCUCCGAACUCUGCAUGACCUCCGCGAGGCCCUAAGGGAUGAUCCAGAGAUAAAUAUGCUAUCUGUGUUUCCGAAGAAUUACAAUCGCAAGAUCAAUAUGGCAACGGGUCAAAAAGUCUUACCCUCUAACGGGAUAGACAUCCCGGCACAAGGCCCAGAGUUCAGCACCCGUCUGGAUAUUGCUAAGUCGGCUAAGGUCGUCUUCCCAUUAUCUAAUACGGUGAUUACAUUGAUUACAACAUCCUCAAAGAACUCUCCAAACGGUCACAAAAAAACACUUGCCACAUCUCUCAAACAACUCCUCUUGGACUCGCCAAAGCUCUGGGAGUCUCCAGUGCGUGGCAUGGUAGUCCAGUGCAGUGAAAACAUUGUCGCCAAGGUUAUUAUUGGGAAUGGUGAUUCCACGGAAUACACAAGUCUGCGGUUUCUUGCUCAACGAGCGCCCGAUAUUCCUGUUCCAAGGGCUCAUGGCAUGGUCGCUCUUGGGCCUUUCAGCGUUAUUUUCAUGUCCUAUGUUCCAGGGAUGACGCUAGCCCAGGCAUGGCCCACUCUGUCUCAAAAGGAAAAAUUAUCAAUUCAACAGCAGCUGGGAGAUAUUUUCUACCACCUGCGAUCUCUACGGCCUGAUAGCCAACAUAUCGGUGGAGUGCACGGAGAAGGAGCCAAGGAGUUCCGGAUCAAUGAAACUGCCCAAUUCAAAGAUAUCAAGACUCCCCAGCAAUUUAGCGACUUGCAAUUUUCAAUCCGUCACCACGGCAGCAAUACAUACGUGGAAUUUCUCCGUUCCUUCUUACAAAAUGAGGAUCCUUCAAUGCUGAGAUCGGUUUUCACCCAUGGCGAUCUCAGGGCUGCUAAUAUUAUGGUCAAACAUGAUCCUCAUUUCGAUCGCCAUACAAUAACUGGUAUCAUCGAUUGGGAAGAUAGCGGCUUUUACCCUGCAUAUUAUGAAUCCACUGCGUUGACACGGUCUUUAAGCCCGAUAGAUGAAGACGACUGGUAUUUGUAUCUGCCCAGGAGUAUCUCACCAUCAGCGUUUCCCAUACGUUGGCUUGUGGAUCGGCUGUGGAGUAUUCAUCUCCGGAUCACUUAG